AUGUACAAAGUUGGUACCUCAACCAAAACCGGUAACCAGUUUAUGUCGUUAACCAAAAAGGCCAUAACGCCACCGAAACCUCAAGGACCAAAGAAACUAGAUAUGUGUUAUGAUUUUCAUGUCAAUGAGGACUUCACUGUUCUUGAACCGUUCGAAGGCGAGACACUUUAUCUUAAAAUCGACAUCACCAGACCGAGCCCUAGUACCGUGUACAAGAUAUACGACGAAGAUUUCGAGUGUGAGAAUGCCAAGGAACUUUUAGAGAAGGACACGGAAACAAGACCAAUCCUUCUCUACGAGUGCUACCAGAGCGGAAACAGUAUCGAUGCGCCAGGAACCAGUAACUUUACUCUUCUCUAUGACGGCACGAGCAAAAUAACAAAAGCACGUGAAGGUGCCACGUGGUCAGCAACAAAGGGAUCUACUGAGUCUUACGUUGUUGGCACUCUUUUUGUUCUCUACAAUGAGGAGAGAAGUUUCGGAGCGAUGUUUUCCUUUGAUGGUGUUAUGUACUUCACUGUUCUUGAACCGUUCGAAGGCGAGACACUCUACCUUAAAAUCGAUAUCAUGAGCCCGUCCCAUGUUAUCCUGUACAAGAUAUUCGAUGAAGAUUUUGAGUGUGAGAAUGCCAAGGAACUUUUAAAGAAGGAUUUGAUCUUGUGGGUGGAGUGAGCGUCGAGUAUAUGCACGCCGUUCUUCAAGGAGCAGCAAAGCAGUUUACAGAACUGCUGCUUUCUUCAUCCAACUCUCAAAAACGGUUCUACAUAGGUACGUCGUACAGUACCAAAAUGUCU
Molecule: messenger RNA, 794 nt
Organism: Ixodes scapularis (black-legged tick)
Lineage: Eukaryota; Metazoa; Arthropoda; Arachnida; Ixodida; Ixodidae
Exons: 8
Coding region: 1-672 (223 amino acids)
Source: RefSeq, a predicted model, not a curated record